CGUCCGCAUAUGGCCUCGGUAUUCCGUUUGUUCCUGAACCACGAUGGCGUCGACGGUCGAGGUAGCUUCUACUCCAACGACAGCAGCGGCGUCUCUUCUUUCUUUGGACCCGGAGCGGCAGCAAGAGUUUCAGGCGAAGGUGCAGCGAGUCAGGAAGACAGCAGCCAAAAAGGAUGAGAAGCUGACGCCGGGCGUCAUCUACGUGGGCCAUAUCCCUCGGGGCCUUCAUGAGCCGCAGCUCAAAGAAUAUUUUGGACAGUUUGGGACAGUCACACGGCUCAGGCUUUCAAGGAGUAAAAAGGGCGAGCCUGGGGCACCGGGACCUCCGGGGGCACAAGGCAUCCAGGGUAUCCGCGGCAACCCAGGGAUUCCAGGGUCCCAGGGAGAGAGAGGUGCCCCUGGGAUACCUGGGAUUCCAGGGCAAAAGGCAGCUCAGAUACCGCUAAAGAAAAAGACGCCCUCCAACUCCGACACCAAUGUGGAUGUAUCUGAGAACAAUGAGGCAGCUCAGAUACCGCUAAAGAAAAAGACGCCCUCCAACUCCGACACCAAUGUGGAUGUAUCUGAGAACAAUGAGCUUCCUACCCCAGAAUGUACGCCGACAGUUCUCAAACGCCGAGAAUCUCAACCUGAAGAAGCUGAAGAGAAAGAAGUAAUUUUGAGACUGCCGCCUGCAAGUAAGAAGAGGAAAGCUACGCGGAAAGCAAAAACCGCCAAGUCACAGGAGAAAACUGCAACUCUCGAGCAACAGACAUGUGAAACAUAAGCAUUCCUUUGCACCAAGGACCCUGAGUAAAUAAUGAACGUUCCCAACAGUUUUGACUUGGAUGUUAAAUAGGACUCAGUAGGGUUUCUGUAUAAGGUUCCCUGCGUUCUGUGGUCCUGAAUACAUCCCAUCAGAAGAAAUAGAGUUCCAGUAACCUUUACCUAAGUAGCAACCUUUUUAGUUGCUACUACUUUGAGACAUUAAGGACCAGAAUCAAAUGGUGCAAUGGAU
This is a messenger RNA of Gekko japonicus, 997 nucleotides long. It is a transcript of the gene NIFK, whose product is annotated as nucleolar protein interacting with the FHA domain of MKI67. Gene Ontology annotation, cellular component: nucleolus. Gene Ontology annotation, biological process: maturation of LSU-rRNA from tricistronic rRNA transcript (SSU-rRNA, 5.8S rRNA, LSU-rRNA). The record is from RefSeq and is a predicted model, not a curated record. NCBI's taxonomy places the organism in Eukaryota, Metazoa, Chordata, Lepidosauria, Squamata, Gekkonidae. The transcript is spliced from 6 exons. Gene Ontology annotation, molecular function: RNA binding. Bases 44 to 766 code for a protein of 240 amino acids.